This is a messenger RNA of Dendroctonus ponderosae (mountain pine beetle), 1863 nucleotides long. It is a transcript of the gene TTLL15, whose product is annotated as probable tubulin polyglutamylase ttll-15. NCBI's taxonomy places the organism in Eukaryota, Metazoa, Arthropoda, Insecta, Coleoptera, Curculionidae. Gene Ontology annotation, biological process: protein modification process. The record is from RefSeq and is a predicted model, not a curated record. The transcript is spliced from 7 exons. The coding region runs from base 148 to 1707 and encodes 519 amino acids.
AUCUGCAACUCAUGCGCGCACACACUCACCUUCACAUUGCGGAUGGUACCGUUAUGUAUAAUAAGUAAGUACCAUCAGUGUGAAGUACCACAUGUUUCGGUUCCAAUGUCAGUGGAUUGAGGAUAUUUGGGUGAGAGUGCGAAGAAAAUGAGUGAACAGAGUCAUGAAAGCAGCGCUAAAGAGACUGAUUGCGAAGGGGAGGCUGAACCUAAGAGAACCCAUGUUGAAUGGAGUCCCUUUGUAGAGCGUCUUUUCAGCACCUACUGGGGCCUUUCGUUGCUUUUUGGGGGCGUUUCUAUGUUAACCAUCCUGUUCAUUGCGGCAGAUGAAUGCAGACAAUGCUUUAACAAGCCCGUGGAUGUAGCUGAAGAGUCCUCCAAAACGUUCUGGGUUUAUGGAAAAAACUCCGAAGGGGGCCAUCUGAAGGAGGUUUACACGGUGUUGGAGCGGCUGGGGUACCAAAAAACCCAAAACCCAGGGGGCGAUUGGGACCUCCUAUGGGCCCACGACUACCCAUUUCGGGCCCUUCAAGCACAGCUAAGUCAUCUGAAGCCCCAUCAAAAGGUCAAUCACUUUCCUGGAUGCGGCUACAUAACCAAUAAAGUGGAUUUGGCUACCAGCGGUCUACGCUACAUCCCGCCCGCCUUCAAGCUUCCGCAAGACAAAGAGAAGUUGCUGCAGUUUGCGAAAAUGAAUCCGAAUAAAACGUUUGUGCAAAAGAACAACGACCAUAGGAACAUCAAGAUAGAACAGCUGUCGAACAUCGAUCUGGACAAGAGCGGGAGCUUUGUCCAGGAGUUUGUGGAUAAGCCCCUGUUGCUCAGCGGACACAAGUUUGAUAUUGGGAUCUACACCGUUGUUACAUCAAUCGAUCCUCUCAGGGUGUAUAUUUACAAUGGUGAAGCCUUGCUACGAUUUUGCCCGACAAAAUAUUACCCAUUCGAUCCAGCAAAUCUGGAUAAGUACGUGGUAGGAGACGAUUAUUUACCCAUAUGGGAGGUGCCAGCUGUAGACUAUUACUACAACCAAUUAGGGUUUGGAAUGCGGGAAAGUCUGAAUGCCUACCUAAGGAGUCAAGGCAGGGACCCGAGUGUGAUCUGGACGCAAAUUGAAGACUCUAUUCGAACGGUUUUAAUAGCCAAAGAGCCUCUAAUUGCCUACGUUCUUAAAAGGUUCAGGCACAAAAGAAACUUCUUCGAAAUGAUGAGGUUCGACUUCGUAAUCGAUGAAGAACUGAACAUUUACCUAUUGGAAGCCAACAUGAGCCCCAAUUUAUCAUCCUCGCAUUUCCCACCAAAUCGACUCCUCUAUCAGCAGUUGCUGUAUAACGUUCUUGGAUUGGUCGGAGUAGGACAACGGAUUCACAAGAACACUCUCGAAGUAAGGUCCAAAGAGGAAGAACUGAUGAUAGUUUCCGAGAAACAACUGGCUACAUAUCCAGAAAAAUGCAACAGUCCAUUGUGUAGGAGCAGUUGCGUAUCUCCCGACUGCCAGCUUUGCAAGCCUUGCCUAUCGCCGGAAACUAAGCGCUAUUUGAUCGAGGCUUUUAAAGAGCAUUUGCACCGCGGCGACUGCAAAAGAAUAUUUCCCCCUGUUGAGAUAAGGGACGAGGCACUAAAAGCGGUAGAGGACAGUUACUCGGCGGAAAAUCAACUUCACUACAGUUGGUUUAAAGGAAAAUGCCUUUUGGACAGCACUUGGUGUUGAUUUUAUUGAAAUCUUUUGCCGAAAGGAUGAGGGAGUAGAUUUCUUAGAUGGAAUGUGAAGGGGGCGUCCUUAGAUGGAAUGUAUACAUGGGCGGAUCCAGCUUUAAAGUCAGGGGGGGGGGGAUGUAGAAAAAAUACAGUUUUCUGUUAUACGCAA